AUGCUAAAUUCACUACAAUCUUUAUAUUUAUAUGAACUAUUAAGAGGUCUUUUUAUUGCAUUUAAAAAUGUUUUUUCGAAGAAAGUUACUAUUAACUAUCCUUUUGAAAAAGGUGCAAUUUCGCCUAGAUUUAGGGGUGAACAUGCGUUACGUAGGUAUUCUAAUGGAGAAGAAAGAUGUAUUGCAUGUAAACUGUGUGAAGUAGUAUGUCCUGCACUGGCUAUUACCAUAGAUUCUGCAAUACAGGAGAAUGGCAGUAGACAGACUACAAGAUAUGAUAUAGAUAUGACGAAAUGUAUAUAUUGCGGUCUAUGCCAAGAAGCAUGUCCAGUAGAUGCAAUUGUUGAAAGUUUUAAUUUUGAGUAUGCUACAUUUACACAUGAUGAGUUACUAUAUGAUAAAAAAAAAUUAUUAUCAAAUGGUGAUAAGUUUGAAAUUGAAAUAUAUAUAAAUUUAAAGAAAGAAAUACUAUAUAGGUAA
This is a messenger RNA of Naegleria fowleri, 480 nucleotides long. The record is from the annotation of a RefSeq genome assembly. Lineage: Eukaryota; Heterolobosea; Eutetramitea; Acrasida; Naegleriidae.